Sphaeramia orbicularis (orbiculate cardinalfish) is the source of this 3739-nucleotide messenger RNA. It is a transcript of the gene ccdc181, whose product is annotated as coiled-coil domain containing 181. Bases 221 to 1786 code for a protein of 521 amino acids. Gene Ontology annotation, molecular function: microtubule binding. The transcript has 6 exons. The record is from RefSeq and is a predicted model, not a curated record. NCBI's taxonomy places the organism in Eukaryota, Metazoa, Chordata, Actinopteri, Kurtiformes, Apogonidae.
AGUAGUAAAGCGUGUUGUGGGUCUCUAUGGCGACGGGGUCUAUUAAAGCUUGCAGGACUGUAAAGGGACUUGAAGUGGAUUAUGUGCACAGGUGCUGCUGCUCAGACAGCCACGCACUAAAUGUGGGGCAGUUACAUGGACUGAGAUUCAUCACAGAACCAGACCGGAUGUGUCACAGUUUCAUCGUUUUUAACGACGAAAGAACCAGCCGCUGUGGUCGAUGAUGAGUGAAAUAGUGUCUACAAAGUCCUUGGAGGAAUAUGAGGAUGACUUUGAGAAGGAUCUGGACUGGCUGAUCAGUGAGGAGGGACGCCGUGAGGACCAGGGUCCAAACUAUGAAGAUAUAGAGGCAGAAAUUGACAAAGAACUGGCACAGGAUGAGAAGCAGAAAGAUAAGAAAAAGGAGAGGAGAGGCAGCAAAAGUGAUGAGCAGAAGGAGGAUGAGGAGAGGUGGCCCUCACCUAUGGAGCCGCUGGAAUAUGACUCUGACAGAGACAGCCCAAACAGUAAAGCCUCACCUAUAAUCCCACCUCCACCAGGGACAGACCAGCAGACAGAUGAGGAGAAGAAGUACAUACUGGAGAAGAUCCAGCGGGCUAAUCGGGAGCUACUGGACCAGGAGGCUCCAGAUACAACACGGCGCAGACGGUUGCAUUUCAAAGAGACGCUGGUUGACCUGGUCGUUCCUCCUCUGCAAUUUGAGAAAGACGCUGCAUCCAACAGUGAGCAGGUGGAGGUGGCAAAGAGCAGUAGCAGCAAGGACAAAACUAAGAAAGCCCAGGUUGAGAGAGAAGUAUCAGGGAAACUGUCUGAGCUGAAACUGUCUCCACAUGAGGACAGUGUCCAACUGUCAGGUGGAGGAUUCAGUGAUGGAGGUCCGGAGGGAAAGGAGGGCAGAGUCCUCGUAGAGAAGGACGGUAAGUUUGACCUGGUCAGCCUGAAAGAGGUGGAAAGUCAGGGGCUCCUCCCUCCGAUAUCAAACAGCCACGACAGCGCAGCAUGUACCCAGGACCACACUGGGAGUUCCAGCAAGAUCCACCAUUCCUCCUCUUCUCCUUGCCACUCUGCCACCUUCUCCCCGGCCUCCCAGAGGAGCGGUGGUAAAGUCAGUGCCCCCAGGCCUCCGUCCCUGCCCAGGCCCAGGCCCAGCUCAGCCAGCCACAGUUUAAGAGGGAACCAUUCGAGGAACGCCAAGAGACGGGUACAGUCGGCCACCGAGACACCCUCUCAGGCCACCUACACCCUGACCCCCCAGCAGAAAGAACUGCUGCAGAAGAUCCAGGAGAGGAAGGAGAAGAUGGCCAGAGAGGCAGAGCAGAGAAAACAUGAGGAAGAAGAGCAGAAGAGACAAGAAAAUGAGCUGGCCUUCAAGGCAUGGCUGUUGAGGAAAAGAGACCAACUUCAGGAGGAGAGAAGGAUCCACAGAGCCCAGGAAAUGGAGAGGAUGAGCUCUAAGAAGGACCCCAGUGACCCUGGGGGGGCGUUCAAACUGUGGCUACAGAGGAAACAGGAGCAGCAGCAGAAGGAGAAGCAGCUGGUGGAGCUGAAGAGGUUGGAGGAGGACAGCGGUUACCUCUUGCACAGCCCAGAGGAGUGUGAGCGCGCUUUCAAACUGUGGCUGAAGAGGAAACGGGCAGAGAAGCGAGCGGAACAGCAGGCAGCUCGAGAGCACUCCCGCAGGCUGGUGCUUGAGGAGCGGCGGGCGCGACGCAUACGUGACCUCAUGUGUACAGUCAAUGAAGCCAAGGUCUUCAGGUUCAAUGAACAGCUGGCGUACCGCUACUAGACACAACCACACAACCACAUGGCCUUUGGAUUCAUAGACUUCACCAAAAGACCCACGAUAAGAAGAAAUAAACAAAGAAAAAGAUUCCAUUCUGAUGCUCAACAUCUCAGAUGAUUUCUUUAGACCAAAGACUAACAACAUGAUGUGUUGGUGCAUAGUUUAUUCUGUGUUCUCCUCUUUCAUUUCUAUUCAGUUCCCUGUUCAUGUGAUCUGUUUUUUCAUCUUUUUUUCAGAGCUUUACCUCAGUCCAUGUAUCGAUGUAGACGGGUAUUUAUAGAAACAGAUAUUUCCCCACCUCUGUUUUCAAAUUUAACAGCACAAACACCAGAUCAUUUUCAGAAAAAUUUUCAUAGUUUCCGAAGAGCGCCGUCAUGGGGUUAGGAUGAACAAAGGUCACACAAAUGAUGGUCUUUUUUUUUUGUCACAUACUGUGAUGUUUGGGAACCCUAAAAUUCAGUUUCCCCCUGUAUACAUACAGAAAAAGUUUUCCAAAAUCGUCACUUUGCUGGAGUUUUCAGAGAUCAUUGUUAGCAGUGACGUAAACAGGAGUUUUUAUGUGGAUGAAAGAAGAGAAAAUAUUUGUUUUUCCAGAUACAUACUUUUUUCUGAAUGAAACUGUUUUAUUAUUAAUAGUCAAAACACAUGACUAAUAUAUGCUACUAACAUUGUUGACUGAUGAGCACCUCGGGAUAAGGCAAUAGCAAACGAAAACAAAAAAUACACAGUUCAACAAUACAUAGUUAGAAAGGUAAUAAAGUCUAGUUUACCUGUAGCCAAAUGUACAACUGUAAGCAUCACCCAAGUUUUCUAUUGUUAACUAAAAAAAAACAUAUUAUUAUGAGUGAAUGUUUUGUCCUCUUAGCUGUUACUUUACAAUUAAUGUCCUUAACUGUUAACAGGCAGAAUAAGUUUGUUUAAUGUUAUCCAUUAGCUUAUGGUAUGCUAAUUGGUUACAUGAAACAAUUAUUUUUACCUGUUCAGAGCAAAUUUGACUGAUUAUUAGCUAAACUGUCCAAUUGCAAGUGUUUGCCUGUUAGUCAUUAUCUUACCAGUACACAACAACUGUGUGUUUUUCGAGUUUUUAACACUGACUGAAUGUAAACACAUAUUUUUACAAAGUGUUUAUGGCUUUCACAGCAGUCAAGCUGAACACACAAUGACUGAACAUUUUCCAUCUAAGACAUGGAAAAGGCUGAUCUUAUUCUGGUUUUGUGUGAAUUUGUUGGACUUGUGCACAUUUGUGGGCUUUACAACAGACUGAGACACGAGGCCCUUUUUUUUUUAUACAGUUAGUUGACAUAGAGACAAAGAUCCUCUCUCAUAGAGAUGGAUGCUUCAAAGAAAACUCCAUAUUUUUGAUCAGAAUGAUAAACGUUAUGAUAGAGGAUGUUUUUAGAGAUCCUUUCAAGACGGUGUUUGAAGGAUUCUAAGGCUGAGGCUAAGGUCACAGUGGAAGAUUCUGCAAAAACAUUUAAUUGGGUUUUACAUGCUUGUAGUGGAAGAUUAAUUUUCAGCAGCCAUGUUAACAGCUUAUAACUAAUUAUCAAUUGACUCAGAAUAAUGGGGAAAAAACCCUGAGUAUUAUGUGCAUGUAAAUCAUCAUCUAUAGGUGUGUUAAAUAAAGUAUUGUUUUUUUUUUUUUUUUUUUUUUUUACUUUUAAUACAGAUUUAUUUUGUAGCAAUGCACUUUACUAUGAAUGUGGCUCUACACAUACUGUUCCUAUAUGCCUUUUGAUAGAGUUACAUAGACUGAAUUUGAUCUAAGAAUACUUGAACAGAUUAACAUUAUAUCUUUUUAAGAUAAUGUACUCUUGUUUGUUUGAAAGACAUAUAAAUGUAUGAUAUGGAAUAGACAGAGCACAAUUUCUGUUUUUCAUACUCGAGGUAUUUUUCAGUGAUUAUAAACAUUAUGUGCUGUUCAAUGUCAAUAAUAAAUAAAAACACACAAGUAUA